Molecule: messenger RNA, 983 nt
Organism: Nilaparvata lugens (brown planthopper)
Lineage: Eukaryota; Metazoa; Arthropoda; Insecta; Hemiptera; Delphacidae
Product: eukaryotic translation initiation factor 3 subunit A
Exons: 6
Coding region: 61-717 (218 amino acids)
Source: RefSeq, a predicted model, not a curated record
CUAUUUUGGUUUAAAGUAGAUCUAAUCAAUUGGUUUGCAAUUAAAGGGCCAGCUUCUAUCAUGAACAGUGCAGAAAAUGAAUUAUCGCUGAUAGAAAGUUGCAAAAAGCUGAGGCAAAAUGAAAUGAAACUUGAAGAGCUUUCAAAAAAUCUAGAAAUUGAAUUGAAUGAAUUGAACUCGGAGAAAAAGAUUUUGGUUGAAAAAAUUGAAAAAGCAAAGGAGCAAGCAUCAAACAAUGAGCGUGAAAUGUUGUGUAUUGAGCAAAAAAACAGUAGUUUAAAGGAAGAAAAUAAAAAGAGUUUGGAUGCUAUUAUGAAAACAGCAGUCGAAGUUCAAGACUUGAGCUGGAAGAUGGAUUGGUUUAAGAUUGUAGCUGAAAAUCAAAAUGAGGAAUUACGGAAAAAAUCUGAAAAAGCUCAAAAUUUCAAGGAAGAGUUGAUAAAAAAGAUUAAAAGUUCAGCCGAGCCGAAAAAAGAAGAUCUGAAUGAGAUGGCCCAACUUGAGGAAACUGUAAAGCGCCUGCAAGAGGAGAAGCGGAUUUUAGAAUCGAAGAACUUGAAACAAAUGGAAGUGUUGGUACAACAAGAUAUCGAUAAACUUGAGAAAAGGAACAAAAUGCUACUUGUCAGAUUACAGCGGCAAGUUGCUGAGUCACAAAAGCGGAAGCAACAAAUGAUGGCUCAUUUGAAUGGUCUGAAAAAUGCUAAGAAUACUUAAAAGUUAUAGAACUCAAGAGAAGUAAUGCAAUACCAUAUAUCUUUCGGAAGACUAGUCUGUUUAGUAUUCGUAUAAUAUUCAUCUCAACGUAUUUCUCAAAUGAUAAUUGCGUCCGUAUCAUAUUUAAUUUUCUUCCUAGUUGUAUGAGCAAACAAACGAACCAAUUAUCUCAGCUAAUUGUCAUUCAAAGCUACAUUUAUGUUCACGCAUAUCAAGUUUUGAAAAUUGCUGAGAAAUUCUGAAUUCACAAUAAAUCAUUCAAAAUA